AUGAUAACAGGACACAAUGCCUCGACUAUUAAAGCUAUAUAUUAAGUUUAUAAGAAACAGGGUCGGAUAAAUAAGAAAGUUAAAAGGGAUAAGGUUUUGAAUUCAACAUUUCAAUUUAUGUUAUUUGUAGCUGAUGAUCCGCACGCAAACCUGUCGAAAAUAAGUGUGGAGUAAUAUGAAUUCUAAAAGCAAAUUGCAGAAGAACAGCAAAUGAAUUUAUCAAAUAGCCAUGAAUAAGCCAUAACAAGAAUAUUAGAAUAAAAUAAACUCAAAAUUAUGAACCUUCUGGAUAAUUCAACAGCCCUAGAUACAUUUAAUUAAGAAAUGAAAAUGAUUUCUUCCUAGGAUCACCCCAGUCAGUAAUUCUCUACUUUAAACCUUUCAUGUUUUAGUUGUAAUGAGAAGAAUUAGCCCUCUUUUUUAAUGAACAAAAAUACGCAAUUUUUGCCAGACCUUAUCUCUGAAAAUCAAGAAUAUGUUGAAGAUGAUGGAAAAAAUAAGUUAAAAAUUCUGAAAAAACUUAAUGAAUAAUAUAGAUAAAUGAAAAUGUGA
Paramecium tetraurelia is the source of this 552-nucleotide messenger RNA. RefSeq lists its product as uncharacterized. NCBI's taxonomy places the organism in Eukaryota, Ciliophora, Oligohymenophorea, Peniculida, Parameciidae. The record is from RefSeq and is a predicted model, not a curated record. The transcript has 2 exons.